AUGGUUCUCCCCUGGUACCGACCCGCCCUCUCCCUGUGGCUGCAGAAACAGACGGCAGCCGAGAGGCGGAAGAUCGUCUGGGAGUGGCAGGAGCUGCGAGGGUUUCUGGAGGAGCAGGAGCAGUGGCUGCUGUCCCGGCUGGAAGAGCUCGAGAGAGCCAUUGCCCAGAGAAGGGAUGAGGGCGUCUGCAGCCUGUCCCGGGGGAUUUCCCUGCUCAGCGAGAGGGGAGGAGACGAGGGGCAGCGGCCACCGAGCCAACCCCUGCAGGCUGCCGGGAGCCCUGGGAGCAGGGAGGACGGGGCGUUUCCGAAGCUGGAGCUGGGGUUUGCGGAGCUGGAGAAGAGACUCUGCAAUUUCUCUCUGCAAAGCGCCCACCUGCAGGAGGUGCUGCUGGGAUUCAAAGAGACGCUGCGACUGGAGCUGGGGAGCGACACAGGCUGCCGAACGACAUCCGCCUUUCCCUCCGGAUGGGCCCAGCCUCCCAGGGGAUGGGGAAGGGAAUCGGCUGCCGGGGAGCUGGCUGAGGAUCCCUGGGGUGCAGCCUGGGACUUUGGGACCCCUGUGCCCCCUGAACUCUCCUGCCUGGGCGUCUCGCACAAUACUUUGCUAAUGACAAGCUGCAAACCCCUCCAGGUGCUGUUAUCACUCAGUGCAACCGCAUGUGGAGAUCUCUCACCCAGCUCUAUUGCAUGAAUGCUCCCAGAGCCACUCAUGAAUCACACAGAGAAAGGCACCCGCCAGAUCCCCGACUUGUACCGCAG
Messenger RNA from Trachemys scripta elegans, 761 nucleotides. RefSeq names its product E3 ubiquitin-protein ligase TRIM7-like. The record is from RefSeq and is a predicted model, not a curated record. NCBI's taxonomy places the organism in Eukaryota, Metazoa, Chordata, Testudines, Emydidae. The coding region runs from base 1 to 693 and encodes 230 amino acids. The transcript has 6 exons.